Rubroshorea leprosula is the source of this 1257-nucleotide messenger RNA. NCBI's taxonomy places the organism in Eukaryota, Viridiplantae, Streptophyta, Magnoliopsida, Malvales, Dipterocarpaceae. The record is from the annotation of a GenBank genome assembly.
AACAAUGGAGAAAGAGUGGAAUCCAAACCAAAAACACUUCAACCCAAAACCUCAAUCCAAAACCCAAUUGGGAUGCAAUAGGACACUGAAAGGGAAUGAUAGAGGACACCGAGGACCAUUUGAAGGCUAUAGCAAAGGAGUCUUGGAGCAAGCAACCUCCUUCUUCUUUACCGGCUUCCCAGAGGACUAGAAGAUCAGUGAAAUGUGGCACGUGUUCAUCAGAAGUGAAGAACCAUAGGGAGCUAGAAGGGAAACUAAACCAGAUUAGAGUGGGGCAGCAUACAAUCCAGGCAAUCUUGGCUAGGAAGCAACAAGGUCAGGUAGAUCAAAUUCAAAAUUCCAAGCAAGUAUGGAAUGCAAAGAAACAUAACCUGAACUCGAGUGUGGAAAAGGAUGAAUGGUGUGGGUUAGAUGUUGAGGCUGACGAAGAGCACCAACCUAACACCAAUGGGAGGGAAUUUGUGUUGAUAUCUUGCCAUGAUGUAGAGGAACUAAAACAUUUAGCGGAGCAUGGAAGAGAAUGGCUAGCACAAUGGUUCUUAGAAGUCAGACCAUGGACCCCAAAAGAGGUGGCAGCAGAGCAUUUUAAAUGGUUGAGAUGCCAAGGAGUUCCUUUACAUAUAUGGAAGAGUAGCUUCUUUGAAAUAGUCAUGUGUUUGUUUAGGAAGUUCAUAUCAUUGGAUGGUAGCACAAUAAGGAAGAAAAGAUUGGAUGUUGCAAAAAUCUUAAUCUUGAUUGCCAUUCAGGAAAACAUCCAAAAGGUUCUUAAAGUGAAAGUUGGGGAUUCCAUAUUCCACAUUCGAGUGACUAAAGAGGCAGGGAUUGACAAUCUGUUCUCGCUAAAGUCAGAUUUCACUUUAUGUAGAGAUGAUGCCUCAAUCUUGAAAGAUUGGUCAGAAGAUUCAAAUGAAGGACUAUGUAAGGAUGAAGAAGACAUGGGAAAUUGGAGGAUAAUAAAGGACGACGAGGAGCUGGUGGCGUCCUCAUAUGUAGUAGAGCUUGUGCCUAAGAAAUUUGUUAUGUCGUCGAAAUCGAAAAAGGAAGUGGAACGAGUAUCAGAGACAACGGGCAUGUAUGAGAACUCAUUUAAUGCAAGAGUUCAAAAUUCAAAUUCAAUGGCGGUUGAUGGAAAGUUUGAGAGGAUUGAUGGAAUAGAAGCUGUGGAGAAAGAAGUAGAUUCAAUAGGAACUAAAAAAGAAGGAAAAUGACGGCUAGGGGCUGGGUCCUCUCAACUAUUAAGAAAAUCUAAGUCAAUGG